AUGGAGAAAACUGCCACAGUCACCGAGGAUGCAUCACAAGCAGCACCGAGUGGAGGCCCAAAGGCCUCGACCGUGGCUUUUCUCACCGUUGCUCUUUGUUUAGGCAUCUUCUGUGUUUCCUUGGACGUCACUAUCAUCGCGACGGCUAUCCCGCGCAUUACGGACCAAUUCGGCUCACUAGAGGACGUUGGCUGGUAUGGCAGCUCCUAUCUUCUCACAAACUGCGCUACAACUCUGGCCUUUGGCAAGCUCUAUACCUACUACUCCACCAAAUCGGUCUAUCUCUCAGCUCUGGGUCUGUUCGAGAUCGGGUCCGCCGUCUGUGGCGCGACACCUACCUCUCUUGGUCUCAUUCUGGGCCGAUGUCUGGCCGGCUUGGGUGGUGGAGGUCUCUUCUCUGGGAGCUUACUGAUCAUCACUCAAGUGGUGCCACUGCAUCGCCGUCCCAUUUUUACGGCAUUGCUGGGGGGUAUGUUUGGAAUUGCCAGCGUCAUUGGUCCUCUCCUCGGCGGCGCUUUCACCGAUCACGUCUCGUGGCGAUGGUGCUUCUACAUUAAUCUCCCCAUUGGUGCCAUCACAGCCAUCUUUGUUUUCUUUCUCUUCGACGCCCCCAAGCCGGCUCAGGCCCGACCAAACCUCCGUGAUCUGCUGGGAAAGCUCGAUCCAAUCGGAACUAUCCUUUUCUUACCAGCCAUUGUCUGCCUGUUGUUGGCCCUCCAGUGGGGAGGUAAUCAGUAUGCGUGGGGCAAUUAUCGCAUCAUCGUCCUGUUUGCCGUGUCCGGUGCUCUACUGGUCGCAUUCUUGGGUUGUCAAAUCUGGUCGGGAGAUAAUGCCACUCUGCCGCCACGAAUUAUGCGGAAUCGCAAUAUUUGGUCCUCGGCCUGGUUUGCCCUCACGCUCAACGGGGCGUAUAUGGUCUUUAUCUACUACCUUCCCAUUUGGUUUCAAGCAGUCAAAUCCGCCUCAGCGACCAAGUCUGGCAUCAUGAUCAUCCCGAUUGUCUUAGCCGUCGUGAUUGUCUCCAUUCUCAGUGGCGCCGCUGUCACGGCAUUUGGGUAUUAUAACCCCCUCAUGAUCCUAGCGCCGCUGGUCCUCGUGGUCGGCGCAGGACUUCUGACUACCUUGGAGCCCAACUCGGGCAGUGCAAAAUGGAUCGGCUAUCAAAUUCUUGUGGGCACCGGCGCUGGUCUAGGGCAGCAACUUCCAUUCAUGGUGGUGCAGACGGUGCUCCCUAUCGGCGACGUGCCUAUCGGUACUGCUGUGCUCACGUUCUGUCAAACCCUGGGAGGCGCGAUUUUUAUUUCGGUCGCCCAGACUGUCUUCACCAACAAGUUGACGAGCAAUCUGCGUGCCCAGAACCCGUCCGUCAAUGUGACCGAUGUUCCUGGUGUAGGUGGAGCCUCCCUUCCAAGCAAAUUCUCAGGGGAUCAGCUGGGUAGUGUCUUGGAAUCCUACAGCUCUGCGGUCACACACACUUUCUAUGUGGGAGUCGCGCUAGCGGCUCUCACGGUAUUUGGUACCGUGGCCUUGGAAUGGAAAUGUGUGAAGAAUAAUGACAAGCCAUCGGUUGUUCACGGCGAAAAUAGAGACAGUGAUUGCAUGUCUCUACGGGAAAGGAAUUUCUAG
This is a messenger RNA of Penicillium oxalicum, 1626 nucleotides long. Its product is annotated as MDR family MFS transporter. The record is from RefSeq and is a predicted model, not a curated record. Gene Ontology annotation, molecular function: transmembrane transporter activity. Bases 1 to 1626 code for a protein of 541 amino acids. Lineage: Eukaryota; Fungi; Ascomycota; Eurotiomycetes; Eurotiales; Aspergillaceae. The transcript is spliced from 4 exons. Gene Ontology annotation, cellular component: membrane. Gene Ontology annotation, biological process: transmembrane transport.